CAUAGCAACAUACUCAUUGACACAGCGAAGUUGGAGUUCACGUUUGCAGGUCCACACAUUCAGCAGUUAACAGGGAUGGUGGCGGAGGAGAUUGUGGUGUCCCUGUCAGGAGGGCCGCCUUGGGGAUUCAGGCUACAGGGUGGAUCAGAGCAGCAGAAGCCGCUACAGGUGGCGAAGGUCCGCCGCCGAAGUAAAGCCUGCAGAGCUGGACUGAAAGAGCAUGAUCAGCUGGUUGCCAUUGAUGACCAUCCCUGUGGAGAGCUCAGUCAUGCACAAGCCAUGAAUCUUAUUGAUGCACAGACGACAACGCUCAUCCUGAAAGUUCAAAGGACUCCCUCAGGCUUCCACCCCUCUCAUUUUAGUUCGUCCUUACUGAGGGUCUUGUCUCCCACCACUGUGGUCCACCCCAAUGGCAUCACAUCUCCUCCAGACAGUGAGGCCUACUAUGGAGAGACAGACAGUGACGCAGAUACGCAGUCGCACACCUAUCGGCAACAGCGCCGCCGCACAUCUCCUAAUGCCCGAUCACCAUCCCGCUACGACAACCAGGAGGAGGACACAUCGGAAAUGAGCGGGUACGAGAGUGCCAAUGACAACGGGCUUUCAUCACUGGGCUCGUGGACUCAGGGCGUCCCUCGCCGAGAAUUUCUCUAUGAUACACUAAAAACUGAGUGGACCACUCCAGCACACACCCCACACACUUUGACCCCUCACACUCUCACCCCGCCUCCUGACCACGGUCUGGUGGAAGCAGAGGGAGAAGGUGAUAGUGGGUUCCAGGAGGCUGGGGUGAGUGUUGUGUACCCCCCUUUGGUGUCUCCUGAGAGAGCCAAAGAAGCUCUAAUGCUGGGAUCUGGGAAGCAGCUGGUGCCCAUGGUUGGACCUCAGCAGAGCCCAAAGAACGACGAGCUCUCCACCACCUACAUGGAUAAAGCACGACAAGCAAAAUUGCAUCGUAGUGAAAGUGUCGUGGAGAAGCAGGUGAAAGAAGCUCGCACCAAAUGUCGCUCAAUUGCCUCCUUGCUGACUGACGCUCCAAACCCCAACUCUAAAGGGGUGUUGAUGUUCAAGAAACGCAGGCAGAGGGCCAAAAAGUACACUCUGACCUGCUUUGGCAAAGCGGACGGUGACAGAGGGGGAGACACGGGAGGAGAGACGGAGGAAGAAGGAGGAAGCUCGGUUCUGAGUGGCUCUGAAGUGGAAGAAGAGGGAUUUUCUUCAUCAUUUGACGCCACGUGGGAUAGUGGUUACUUAGACCUGUUAGACAGUAGAAGCUCUGCCUGCCCCUCAACUACACCGACCACUCCCACAACACCAACAACCAAUCACAGCCCAGGUCUCGAGACCCCGUCCUAUCAGACUUUAGGACUUGUCAUUUCUGAUCAUCAGAGCCCAGCGUUGGAUGGGUCAGGACUGGAAAGCAGCAACACCAGGCAGCCAGCCGCGCCUCAAGUAGCUCCAAAACCAGAAUACAAACCUCCUCAAGCCUUGACUAAUGGGGUGUCUACACCAGUUAGUAGAACGAAUAUGACUUUGAGCCCAUCCUCUCAAGCACCAAUGGAGAACAGCAAUCUCAACUCUGGUCCAAACCCUAGAAUCAAUCUGCAUACAGACCACAACAAUGCAGCCGUCCUGAAUCGCACUGCUCGCCCAUUCGCACCCGGCCCCAGCCCUGCACGCACCUCCAUCACAUCAGUGAUGUUUCGUCCUCCACAACCCAAACCAGUGGCUGCCAUUCCAGCAAGCCAACCUGUGGCAGCUGUCUCCAUGAUGAGUUUGACGCCUGCUCAGCACCCAUCAGGCGCAGACGCAAGGAGAGUGGUGUCUAGUACGUCCCUGUACAUUCCUCCAAGGAAUAACAACUGCAACAGCCACCCCUGUGCUGACUCUCCAAACCCCUCAAUGCCUCAUGCUCCCCCUUCAACACCACUGUCACCUUCAGCUUCUCUAGCGUCUUCUUUCAAUCAGUCACUUGCUCAGCCCUUCUCUCCUCCCCCUUCACAACCGUUUCACUCACCUUCUGUACCUUUUAAUCUUGCUCAACCGACUCCAUUCUCUGCUUCUCCCAAUUCAGCACAGCUUCCUGCCAAGUCAGUUCAAGGAACGCUUCCUUUCAAUCACACCUCUCCUCAUCUUCCAACUGCUUCAGUUCAGUCAACUCCUUCCCAAAUCAGCUCUAUGACUGCUGCAACCCCAAUUCCAAUGACUCAAUUCCAAUUAUCAAGCCCUCAGAGUGUGUCAGGUGAUUCAAUGGCGACGCGUGAACAGCGGAUCUCGGUCCCCGCUUCUCGCACAGGCAUUCUGCAAGAGGCUCGUCAUCGAGGAAACAAAAAGCCAAUGUUCAGUACAGUCCAGAUAAGAGACACAUCUCCAAAUCCUGCUUUGUUGUCCAUGGUCCAAAAUAUGGAUGAUCGUUUUACAAGAGCCUCAGUCAUCGAGUCAGGCGCUGGAGUUAAUAAUGAGGCUGGCCAUGAGUCAGGACCGGAGGAGGACUGGCUGAGGCUGGGUGCGGAGGCUUGUAACUUCAUGCAGGCUCAAAGGGGUCCCAAACCACCGCCUGUUGCCCCUAAACCACAAGCCCCUCAGCUGCCACAGUUGGCAGGAAAGGGAGGUCAGCUGUUUGCCCGCAGGCAGAGCAGGAUGGAUCGGUAUGUGGUGGAGCGAUCCCCCUCCGUUGCAGCUGCACCAUACUCCCCUGCCCAGACGAGGGAGCCCUCACCAACUCCUUCCCUUCCCGCUACCUGGAAGUACUCAUCCAACAUCCGUGCUCCUCCUCCCAUCAGCUAUAACCCCCUCCUCUCUCCAUCUUGUCCACCAAAAGCUCAGAAAAAGACAGAGAUGAUUAAGGAGCGAACAGCUGGACCCAAAGGGCACAAAGCGCCCACUAAGCCCGUGGACAUAAUGAACCACCAGCCAUACAAGCUGAACUCAUCUCUGUUCAGUUACGGAGGUGGAGCUUCCCAGAACAACUCCACAUAUCAGCAGCGGGCAGACUCAGUUGCUCCCCAGAAGACUGCUAGAGUUUAUGAGAUCAAGCGUUUCUCGACACCACCUCCUACAACCAAAGGGCCUGGCUUGAAAGUGAUCAUUCCUCGGUCAGCAACAACGCUUGGAGAACCAAUGUGGCGUUCUGACUUAGCUUCUCCGACAGCAAUGUUUGAAUCUGCCCCCAUCAGUUCAUCAUGCUCGUAUCCUGAGGCACCCAAUUCUGCUUACCAAUCUCAAUGGGCUACAUCCCUCUUAUCUCCGCCUCCACCACCUGCUCCAACAGCUCCACUACCUCAGCUCCCAAGUUUCACUUCACCAUCCAACAAUCAACAGCAGACCAACAAGCAGUUCAAGAGUGCUCCAAAUUUGAGUCCCCUCGGGCAGCCCAGUGUCCCACAGCAGGAUUUGAGCACGACGCAGCUUGCACGGGGUCCCAGGCCUAGAUUUAGUGCUUCCAACCUUGGUCUGCAGGCAAGUGUCUGGCGUCCUGGUUCUACAAUUCACUCCUAAGGGGCUUUUUUUAGUCUACCAUAAAGACCACAUUAUUUUUCAUUGGCAAAGUGCAAAUCCCUUAAAUAAAAUGAUACAAGUAUUGUUUCAGUUCACGAAACACAGUGAAUCGUGGCCCCAAGUACAGUAGGCCAGUAAUAUGAAUCCCACCCAUCCAACACUUCCAUUAAUUUUAGAUAUUCAUUCAGACUUUGCAGCAGCUCAUAGCGUCUCAUCAUGAUAUGAGUUUGCUAAUGCUGUAUCCAGAGGCAUAAGGAUAAUGCUCAGUGUCAUACAUGUUGUUUUUUUUUAUCUUAUUAUUAUUUUUGGGGAGGAGGCAGGGAGCACAACCUCCAAUGUAUUCACACUGGUUUUGGCUUGCACUUAGUAGUCACCAUAUUAUGUGAUUGGCAACUCGGUUGACAGUUGAGUGACGCACUGUUGAGUUGAGCCUAGUAUUUCCACUCAGUUGUUACCAAUUUUACUGUGUCUACGCUUCUGGACAAUUUUUAAAACAUGUUAUACCCCCUAUAUUGUAAACCUGAGUGAAAUGUUUGAUGCACAUUAGAUACAUAUAGAUUAGAUACAUGUUAUGGACGGCUUAUUUUCAUCAUGCAACACAUGAGUCUGAAGAAUGUUUGUCCAUAGACCUUUAAAAAGCAAUUACAUUUCAUGUUGAUCCCAGUGGCAAAAUCCACCAGGGAUAUGAAGUGUGUCUGUUCAUUUUGAGAGCAUUUUUUCCCCCUAUUGUAGUUCUCCUUAACAUGUUUUAGAUAAUAUCAGACAUUUGAUUGUCUGAUUAAAAGUCCACAUUAUCUGGUCUGAAAAGUUUUUCACCCAUAUUUAACUAGCAAAUAGGUUCAACAAUAUGUGGCAAAGAAUAAGGUCACUUGGCUACCUGAGCGACCAGGGGAUUGCAUUUUCCGUGACAGCACAGGCUUUUUCCAUGAUGACGUUUCAAGGAUUCAUCGGGCUGAAAUUGUGAAGGAGUGGAGCACGAGGUAUCAUUUUCACACAUGGAUGGCCACCAUGGACGUCAGCCUUAAUUCCAGUGAGAAUAUUUGAGAUGUGCUGGAGGGAGCUUUGUGCAAAAGCUUUGUUUAUAACAUGUUUAUGACAGCUUGGUUUGCUCAAGUAGGUCGAUAUCCUCAUGAAGCAGCCAAAAUACAUGAUGUUUGCAUAAGAAAUAUUCUAUUAUGCACAACUUUGUGAACCACAUGUUUUGACUUAUUGAACAGGCUUUGUUUUUUUCAUGCCAAAAAAACCCCAAAUAAAUAGUGGAAUGCAAGAGAAUGAAUUGAAAUGACAAAAGGCAAGCAAGGAGAGGUGUGAUGUUAGACUUCAAAAAGGCUUUGUAAAUAUUGUACUUGAUUGAAGAGGAGUUGAGUGCAAGACGUGAGAACGUGACAAAGACGGUAAAGAGAGAGAUCUAAGACAAGAAGGCAGGGCGACAACGGUUUUGAAUGAUGCUGGAUUCUAAUAAACAAAACCAAAAUAAUAUUUUUGAUUUAUGUUCACCUGCUUUGAGAGUGUUUUACUUUCAUUUCCAGUUGCUACUGAACCUUUAAAAUCCUAUUACCGCUCUGCUAAGU
Messenger RNA from Synchiropus splendidus (mandarinfish), 5069 nucleotides. RefSeq names its product synaptopodin 2-like protein. Gene Ontology annotation, cellular component: nucleus; actin cytoskeleton; Z disc. The record is from RefSeq and is a predicted model, not a curated record. The coding region runs from base 76 to 3498 and encodes 1140 amino acids. Gene Ontology annotation, biological process: positive regulation of actin filament bundle assembly. Gene Ontology annotation, molecular function: actin binding. The transcript is spliced from 5 exons. NCBI's taxonomy places the organism in Eukaryota, Metazoa, Chordata, Actinopteri, Syngnathiformes, Callionymidae.